AUGGCUGAAGGCAAUCAGUCCAGAGUGACUGAAUUUAUCCUCACUGGAUUAACAGAUAAACCAGAGCUGCAGCUGCCCCUGUUCCUCCUCUUUCUUGGAAUUUACCUGCUCACAGUGCUAGGAAACCUGGGCAUGAUCAUCCUGAUCCUGCUCAGCUCCCACCUGCAAACACCCAUGUACUUCUUCCUCAGCGGUCUGUCCUUCAUUGACCUCUGUUACUCUACUGUCAUUAUCCCCAAAAUGCUGGUGAACUUUGUGACAGAGAAGAAUAUCAUCUCCUAUCCUGGAUGCAUGACUCAGCUCUACUGCUUCAUAGCAUUUGUUAUAUCUGAGUGUUACAUGUUGUCUGCAAUGGCAUUUGACCGCUAUGUUGCCAUCUGUAACCCCUUGAGGUAUAAUGUCACUAUGUCUUACCAAGUCUGUUUCUGGAUGAUAGGUGGCGUGUAUAGCAUAGGCUUCAUUGAAGCCACAAUUCAUACUGUUUGCAUGCUACAAGUGCUUUUCUGCAAGGCUAAUGUAGUAAAUCACUUCUUCUGUGAUCUUCUUCCGUUGUUUCAACUUGCCUGCUCCAGUACAUUUGUCAAUGAGACAGUACUUCUGUGCCUCAGUACUCUUAAUUUCUGUGUUCCAACUCUGACAAUCUUGAGCUCUUACAGUUUUAUCAUUGCCAGAAUCAUCCGCAUCAAAUCCACUGAGAGCAGAUUCAAAGCCUUUAGCACAUGCAGUUCCCACUUCUCUUCUGUGGCUGUCUUCUUUGGUUCCCUGGGAUUCAUGUACUUUCAGCCAUCAUCAGUUAGCUCAAAAGAUCAAGGCAAAGUGUCUUCUGUGUUUUACACUACUGUUGUGCCCAUGCUCAAUCCCUUGAUUUACAGCCUGAGGAAUAAAGAUGUCAAACUUGCUCUAAAUAAGUUGUUUCAAAAGAAGACAUUUCAUAUGUAA
Molecule: messenger RNA, 939 nt
Organism: Rattus norvegicus (Norway rat)
Lineage: Eukaryota; Metazoa; Chordata; Mammalia; Rodentia; Muridae
Gene: Or8g52
Product: olfactory receptor family 8 subfamily G member 52
Exons: 1
Coding region: 1-939 (312 amino acids)
Biological process (GO): signal transduction; G protein-coupled receptor signaling pathway; detection of chemical stimulus involved in sensory perception of smell
Cellular component (GO): membrane; plasma membrane
Molecular function (GO): G protein-coupled receptor activity; olfactory receptor activity
Source: RefSeq, marked reviewed